Vollenhovia emeryi is the source of this 5235-nucleotide messenger RNA. RefSeq lists its product as uncharacterized. NCBI's taxonomy places the organism in Eukaryota, Metazoa, Arthropoda, Insecta, Hymenoptera, Formicidae. Bases 1 to 5235 code for a protein of 1744 amino acids. The transcript is spliced from 2 exons. The record is from RefSeq and is a predicted model, not a curated record. Gene Ontology annotation, molecular function: nucleic acid binding. Gene Ontology annotation, biological process: DNA integration.
AUGUCUGAGCAGCUGAGUAGACUGCAACCCGUGCAACGGGUCAUCGAGCGCAGCCUCGAGAACUUCAAGAAAAUCGGAAGGAACAACCUGACCCCUGCGACAAUACGGUCCAGAAUGUCCUGUCUCAAAGAAACAUGGAUCUCGUUUAUGAACAAGCACGCAGAGUUGGAGCGAGCCACCCCCGAGGCAACUAGGUCAUCAGUCACCUACUUCAAGGACAACCACUUCGACAAAACCAAUGACGCCUACGAAAAAGCCCUGGACUACAUGGCAGAGUGCCUCGAGGCCCUCGAGCCGGCCGUGAGUCUGAACCAAUCGUUUGCGAAUGUUAGUGUACGUCCGGACACCAACGGUUUUUCGCUAUCCCAUCUUCCGCCCAUUCGAUUACCUCCGUUCGACGGUAAUUACGACGAAUGGGACCAGUUUCGGGAUCGGUUUACGGCGUUAAUUCGCGAGAAUAAAGAUCUCGACAACUUUGCUCGGAUGCACUACUUAACUUCGUGCUUAAAAGGCCGCGCUUUGGAGAGUAUCGCGAACAUUGCUAUUACCGCUGCUAAUUUCCCGGUUGCGUGGAAAACUCUGACAUCGCGCUAUGAGAAUAAGCGUCGCUCCCUUCAUGUACAUUUCUCCACGAUACUUAAUCUAACGCCCCUUAUACGCGAGUCGGCUUCGGAAUUGCACGCUUUGCACGAUAAGGUCAACGUCGCGGUAGCAUCAUUAGAAAAUCUUCAGCGAUCCCCGACGGAGCUUUGGGAUGAUAUCCUCGUUCAUAUAGUCGCGCAGAAGCUCGAUCCGAUCACGCGCAAAGCGUGGAAUUUGAAGGAAGGCGACAACGACACUCCGCCGUCGUACGCCGAGUUUAAGCGCUUCUUAAAAUCGCGAACUCGAGCGUUAGAAAAUUGCGCUCCACCUCCCUCCGUUAAAGCGUCUGCGAAAAACGCGGCUGCGCCGCGAGUAUCCGCCGCUACUGCUUCGACAAGCUCAGCCGCGAAGUGUCCGCUGUGCCAAGCGCAGCAUUACAUAAACGCGUGCCCGAAGUUUGUCGGGGGGAAUCCGAGUCAACGUCGCGAUCUAGUCAAACUACAUAAAAGAUGUUUCAAUUGUCUCAGCGAGAAGCAUUCCGCUCAAGCGUGCAAUAGCAAAUUCUCGUGUCGUGUGUGCCAUAAAAAACAUCAUUCCAUGUUACAUAUUGACUCGAAUUCCUCCGCCGACCCGUCGGGAAGCGUCUCGACUACCGGCUCAUCACCUCCCGCCUCGGACAUUAAUCCCGAGGUACACUCUCUAUCGGCUUCUACAACGCGUACUCGAUCGUCGGUUCUGCUGGCCACUGCCUGGGUCACUGUUCGCGUACCAUCCGGUCGGUCCGCAGUGAUCCGCGCGUUGCUCGAUCAGGGUUCCGAGAUGACGUUUAUCUCGGAAAAUCUCGCGCAACUGCUGCGGGCCCGUCGGUGUCGCAUGCCUAUCUCCGUUACUGCCGUCGGCGGCAUUCACGCCGGAACGUUCCGUCACGCGACGCAGAUUUCGAUAUCACAUCGCCAAUCUCUUACGCCGUCGUUCAGUACAACCGCGCUCAUUCUCGGCUCUCUCACCUCGUAUACCCCGAAACGAAACACGGCGCCCUCAACACUCUCUCAUCUCGAAACCCUGUCAUGGGCAGAUCCCGACCCGACAAGUCCUGAUCCGAUCGAGGCUAUCAUCGGAGCGGACUUAUACAGUAGCUUAAUUCUCGAUGGCAUUAGGAAAGGCGGUGUGGGACAACCUAUGGCGCAGAACUCCGUUCUCGGAUGGGUCAUUUCCGGCCCGAUCAAAGCAGACACUGAAUCUCGGUCGUCGUCGACGCCUCAUUCGGUUACUAGCUCUCUCGCUAAUAUCUCCUCUUAUCAUAUUUCCUGCUCUCCUUCUCUCGAGCAAGAACUUCGUCGAUUCUGGGAAGUCGAGGAACUUCCCCAGCGCCAGAUUCUCACGCCGCACGACAAACAGUGCGAGGAACAUUUCAGCUCCACGCACUCUCGCGAUUCAGACGGACGCUAUGUCGUGCGUCUCCCCUUUAAGAAAGGCCCUCCGAUCGAGAUCGGUAACUCCCGAGUCCGCGCCGAAAAAAUGUUGAGCACGCUGACCCGUCGACUCCGCGCGGAUAAGCCGCUCUCAACGGAAUAUCACUUGUUUCUCGCGGAAUACGAACGACUCAAUCACAUGAGACCAGCCGUGUUCUCUCAACGCGACGAGGAACAAUCCGUCUACAUUCCGCAUCAUGGCGUUAUUCGGGAGGGCAGCGCGACCUCCCACAUUCGCGUCGUAUUUAACGCUUCGAGCGUGACUUCCAACGGUACGUCUUUAAACGACCAUUUGAUCGCGGGACCGAAAUUACAAAACGAAAUCACUGCCGUAAUCUUACGUUGGCGUCAAUAUCAGUACGUCUACUCGGCAGAUAUAGCAAAAAUGUAUCGCCAGAUUCGCCUCGAUCAUCGUGACAUCAAUUAUCAACGCAUUCUAUGGCAACCGUCAACUCGUGAACUUCCGACCGAUUAUCAAUUACUAACGGUGACUUAUGGAAUGUCAUGCGCGCCUUUUCUUGCUCUUCGCGUCUUAAAACAAUUAGUUCAGGACGAGGGUCAUCUCUUCCCGCUUGCGGUCCCCGUUCUCCGCGAUAAUAUUUACGUCGACGACGUUCUUUUCAGCGCGAACGACGAGCAUCUAAUAAAACAAAUACGGGAUGAGUGGGCGAGCAAUUCGUCCUCUUUGCUCUCUGAUAUUGACGGCGCGGAUUUCGGCUUGGCUUGUAAUAAGCAGCUCGCUCAAGACGAGCAAUUGAAGAUUCUCGGAAUCGGGUGGAAUCCGGCCACCGAUGUUUUUGAAUUUCGCGUGUCCCUCACGGAACUCGUUCCAACUAGCAAGCGCGCUAUUCUUUCAACCAUCGCGAAACUUUACGACCCGUUAGGGUGGGUAACUCCGGUGACUAUCACAGCAAAGAUUCUAAUGCAAACCUUAUGGCGAUUAAACCUCGAUUGGGACGAUACUAUCUCCGCGAACCUUCUCGAUAAGUGGAAAGAAAUUUACCAACGAAUCAGGCUCCUUAGCCAGUUACAGAUCCCUCGCUGGAGUGGCCUCGGCCCGGAUAUCCGUCACGCGGAGCUCCACGGAUUUGCCGACGCGUCAAAUGUCGCGUACGCCGCCGUCGUUUACCUUAAAGUCGUUUCCCCUUCAGGCUCUGUCACGAUUACGUUGCUCGCCGGUAAAGCCAAGGUCGCGCCGUUGAAACCGCUGAGCGUACCUCGUCUCGAGUUAUCGGCCGCUUUGCUUCUCGCGCGACUCAUGGACUUCGUUCGCGAAACUAUUGAAGUAAAAUCUCUCCCGUACUAUUGCUGGACGGAUUCCACCAUUGUGCGUGCGUGGGUCACUCAGCAUCCCUCUCGAUGGAAGACGUUCAUCGCCAAUCGCGUUCUGGAAAUUCAGUCUCGCCUUCCACACGGAGAGUGGCGGCAUGUGCCAACCGACGAAAACCCCGCGGAUUGCGCUUCGCGCGGACUCUUCGGUGAUGAGAUUCUCGUUCACGAUCUCUGGUGGCGCGGUCCGCUAUGGCUUCGCCUGGGGAUUGACGACUGGCCACGUCAGGAAACUAGUCUCCCGCAAGAUGCUCCUCUCGAGGAGAGAAUUGUCGCUCUGCAGUGUUCGCCGCCGCUCCCGGAAUGGGAUUUAGCAUCACGUUACUCAGCGUGGCCAAAGCUUAUCCGCGUUACCGCAUACGUUCUCAAGUUUGCAAGCCUCUGUCGUCAGUCUCAUCCUUGUCGUACGCCUCGCUCAUCAUUGUCCUCCAGCUCACCGUAUGAUGACCGCCCCUCGCAAAGUACGGCGAUCACCGCCUCUGAUUGCAACGCUGCUAAAUUCCUGUGGCUCAAACGAAUUCAAGCGGAGUUAUUCCCCAAGGAAAUCAAUUCGCUCGCGAAUAAACGGCCUCUCUCUUCGAGAAGUUCACUUCUCUCCCUUAGUCCGUUUCUGGAUAAUGACGGAGUUCUGCGCGUCGGCGGGCGGCUUAGCCAAGCGCCUCUUCCCUUCUCUACUCGCCACCCGGUACUUCUGUCACACCAUCCACUCGUUACACUCAUCGUGCAUCAGGCUCACUUACGAGCGUUGCACGCCGGACCUCAGCUCACCUUAAAUAUUCUUCGACGCGAGUUUUGGAUUAUUCGCGCUCGCACUCUCAUCAAGUCUGUCAUCCAUAACUGCGUUACCUGUAUUCGCGACCGCGCCGCGAUUCCGACGCAGAUAAUGGGAAAUCUUCCGGCAGCCCGAGUCACGGCGACCGCUCGCAGUUUCGCGCAUUGCGGCAUCGACUAUGCGGGACCCGUCCGAAUUCGCGCUUCCGCGGGGCGAGGUAUUACCUCGCGUAAAUCAUACAUAGCACUCUUCAUCUGUCUCGCCACUAAGGCGAUACAUCUGGAGUUAGUCGGAGAUUGCUCCACGCAAGCCUUUUUAAAUGCCUACUCGCGGUUUUGCGCCCGUCGCGGGCUCCCGCAAACUAUGUACUCGGACAACGGGACCACGUUUGUCGGCGCUGAUAGAGAGUUGACUUCGGCGUACCGAGCCGCAGUACGAGACCCGAAUUUCUUAAACGCUACCGCCUCCGACAGCGUUGAAUGGAAAUUCAUUCUCCCGUCUGCCCCCCAUUUCGGCGGACUGUGGGAGGCAGGCGUGCGAAGCGUAAAGAAUCACCUGCGUCGAGUCUUAGGUAAUCACACGUUGACCUUCGAGGAAUUCUCCACCCUACUAUGCAGAAUCGAAGCCUGCUUAAACUCCCGUCCGAUUGCGCCUCUCUCAGAUACCCUUGACGAUUACGAAUGUCUCACCCCCGGCCAUUUUCUGAUCGGAUCCGCGCUCACGGUGAACCCGGAGCCAUCAUUGCUCAAGCUUAAUGAGAACCGCCUUUCACGAUGGCAAUUAGUGCGACACGUCACGGAGCGAUUUUGGAAAUUGUGGAGCCAAGACUACGUGAAUACUUUGCAGCAACGAGCAAAGUGGCGAAAGGUCGAACCGCAAAUACACUCCGGUCAAUUGGUACUCCUACGGAAUUCGUCGCUCCCCCCAUGCAAGUGGGAGCUUGGCCGCGUGACGCGCUGUCACCCUGGCUCCGAUGGAUUCGUUCGGGUGGUCACCGUGAAGACUGCCACUUCCGAGUACCAAAGACCUCUUGUAAAAUUAUGCGUCCUGCCUAUAUCGAGCGACGAGACAAGCACAUAG